AAAUAUUAUUAGUGCAUCCACAUCAGUUGGAGGAAAGAGAAAACAAUUUAUACAAGUGCUAAAAAUUUGCAAACAAAAAAAAAAUAUAAUUAUUUAAUACUACUAUGAGUUUGGAAACAACUAUCAAUACAAAUUUAAAUCAAGUGCCUUUUAUUGUAUUAAGAAAUGGUCGUAAAAUGCCUAUGAUAGGUCUAGGAACCUGGAGGUUGCAACGUAAAGCUUCAGAGGUUGUAUGUGAUGCCAUUGAUGUGGGCUAUCGUCAUUUUGAUUGCGCCCAUAUUUAUCGCAACGAGGUAGAGGUGGGUGAAGCAUUUAAGGAACUUUUGGGAAAGGGAAUUGUAAAUAGAAAUGAUUUAUUUGUAACCAGCAAACUAUGGAAUACAUUCCAUCAUCCCUCUAUGGUGCGCCAGGCUUGUGAGACCACCUUAAAGAAUUUGAAUCUAACACAUUUGGAUAACUAUCUAAUACACUGGCCCAUGGCCUACAAAGACGGCGAAGAUUUGUAUCCCAAAGAUGCAAAUAAUAAAGUUAUAUUUUCAAAUGUUGACUAUGUUGACACCUGGCAGGCUAUGGAGUCUUUGGUAGAUGCUGGUCUAUGCCUUAGUAUCGGUCUGUCAAAUUUCAAUAUAUCUCAAAUUGAACGUAUUUUAAAAGUGGCUCGUAUACCACCCACUAAUCUGCAAAUUGAAUGUCAUCCUUAUUUGAAUCAACAUAAAUUAAUGGAGUUUUGUAAAGCUCACAAUAUUGUGGUAACUGCCUAUAGUCCCUUAGGUUCGCCAAGUUCACCGUAUGCCAAACCGGGGGAAUAUCCUAUACUGCAAAAUCCCAAAAUUUUGUCUUUAGCUGAGAAAUAUCAUAAAACUCCGGCCCAACUGUUACUGCGCUAUCAAGUGGAUCGUGGCAAUGUUGUUAUACCAAGAUCAGCUAAUAAGGAUCAUAUGCUAGAGAAUUUUAAUAUACUGGAUUUUAAGAUAAGUUCGGAAGAUAUGGACAUAUUGAAUAGUUUAGAUUUUGGAGGACGUUUUAUGAUAAUGGCAGAUGCCAAAGGACAUCCUCAUCAUCCAUUUGAAAAUGAAUAAAUAUUUACAAAUUAUUUGAAUUUAUAAUAAAUUUUACAAUGUACCUGUUC
Molecule: messenger RNA, 1129 nt
Organism: Calliphora vicina (urban bluebottle blowfly)
Lineage: Eukaryota; Metazoa; Arthropoda; Insecta; Diptera; Calliphoridae
Product: aldo-keto reductase family 1 member B1-like
Exons: 4
Coding region: 105-1079 (324 amino acids)
Cellular component (GO): cytosol
Molecular function (GO): aldose reductase (NADPH) activity
Source: RefSeq, a predicted model, not a curated record